ACUGAAAUAUUCAAGAUGGGCAGCAACAGUACCAGCAAUGCUGAGAAUCACUGCAAUGUCACUAAUUUGACAUUUCAAUACUCCCUCUAUGCCACCACCUACAUCCUCAUAUUCAUCCCUGGUCUACUGGCCAACAGUGCAGCCUUGUGGGUUCUGUGCCGCUUCAUCAGCAAGAAAAAUAAAGCCAUCAUUUUCAUGAUCAACCUCUCUGUGGCUGACCUUGCUCAUGUGCUGUCCUUACCCCUCCGGAUUUACUAUUACAUCAGCCACCACUGGCCUUUCCAGAGGGCCCUUUGCCUGCUGUGCUUCUACCUAAAGUAUCUCAACAUGUAUGCCAGCAUUUGUUUCCUGACAUGCAUCAGCCUUCAGAGGUGCUUCUUUCUCCUCAAGCCUUUCAGGGCCAGAGACUGGAAGCGUAGGUAUGAUGUGGGCAUCAGUGCUGCCGUCUGGGUCAUCGUGGGGACUGCCUGUUUGCCAUUUCCCAUCAUGAGAAGCACAGACUUAGCCAACAACACUGAGUCCUGCUUUGCUGAUCUUGGUUACAGGAAAAUGAAUGCAAUGGCUUUGGUUGGGAUGAUUACAGCUGCUGAGCUGGCAGGAUUUGUGAUCCCAGUAGUCAUCAUUGCAUGGUGUACCUGGAAAACCACUAUAUCCUUGCGACAACCACCAGUGGCUUUCCAGGGAAUCAGUGAGAGGCAGAAAGCACUGCGGAUGGUUUACAUGUGUGCUGCAGUCUUCUUCAUCUGUUUCACUCCCUAUCAUAUUAACUUUAUUUUUUACACCAUGGUAAAGGAAACCAUCAUUAGCAGUUGUCCCAUUGUCCAAAGCUCACUGUAUUUCCACCCUUUUUGUCUAUGCCUUGCAAGUCUUUGCUGCCUUUUGGAUCCAAUUCUCUACUACUUCAUGGCCUCAGAGUUUCGUGACCAACUAUCCCGCCAUGGCAGCUCCGUGACUCGUUCCCACCUAAUGAGCAGGGAGAGUGGUUCAUCAAUGAUUGGUUAAAAAUGAAAUAGCUCUUUGAUUAUGGCUUUGUUUAACUAUGUUUCCUGGCUUUUUCCAAAGGUGGAAAUGACCAGCCAGACAAUUUUGUUAAUUGAACUUUGGGAACAACAGAAAUAGUUGUGCUCACAGGGUUGUGAUGGUGCAGGGAGAGUGUGAAAAAUGUGGGAGAGGAAGGGAAGAUGGGAGUUGUAUGUUUCCUCUUUGAAAUUCAAGGCACUUUCUUACU
This is a messenger RNA of Lagenorhynchus albirostris (white-beaked dolphin), 1228 nucleotides long. RefSeq names its product putative P2Y purinoceptor 10. Gene Ontology annotation, cellular component: membrane. Gene Ontology annotation, biological process: phospholipase C-activating G protein-coupled receptor signaling pathway; positive regulation of Rho protein signal transduction. The coding region runs from base 16 to 1002 and encodes 328 amino acids. The record is from RefSeq and is a predicted model, not a curated record. Gene Ontology annotation, molecular function: G protein-coupled receptor activity. The transcript has a single exon. NCBI's taxonomy places the organism in Eukaryota, Metazoa, Chordata, Mammalia, Artiodactyla, Delphinidae.